Neodiprion fabricii is the source of this 10181-nucleotide messenger RNA. RefSeq names its product GTPase-activating protein and VPS9 domain-containing protein 1 (gene Gapvd1). The transcript is spliced from 16 exons. Gene Ontology annotation, biological process: vesicle-mediated transport; regulation of GTPase activity. The record is from RefSeq and is a predicted model, not a curated record. NCBI's taxonomy places the organism in Eukaryota, Metazoa, Arthropoda, Insecta, Hymenoptera, Diprionidae. Gene Ontology annotation, molecular function: small GTPase binding; guanyl-nucleotide exchange factor activity. Bases 143 to 4774 code for a protein of 1543 amino acids. Gene Ontology annotation, cellular component: cytosol; endocytic vesicle.
UGCAAAACGGCCAUUUUCAGAAAAAAAAUUUUAACCUAAAAUAGAAAAUGGUUGUGAGUCAGUUGGGGGUGUUGCUUUGAAAGGAGGACGGCAAUAAUAACGCGUUACUUACUGACGACAGUGGCAGACAGAUUUCACCACUAUGUCUUCAGUAAAUAGUGUCGACUCCCUUGGAACUUUGCAGUGGGACAUGAUCGAAUUAGCUGGGCACCUUAGACAAGAACGUUUAUUCGUCAGUGCGGAGCAACAAACUUUGCAGAACUUGAAUCAGAAAGUCUUAUAUGUUUCCUCAGACUUGGCUCAACAGGCCUGGGUCACUGCUCAACAGAGAGUUAAUUUAAAUCGUUUGAUAGUAUCGAGGCCAAACUGUACACCUGCGUCGUGCUGUCAGCGGGCUAAUACUCUUGAAAACUCACAGUUCGUUGAUGCUUAUAAGCAUUUGCGUCAUCAAGCAUGUUCGGCUUACGGCGAAUUUUUACAGGCCUUAAGAAAAUCUCCAAAACUUUUAGCAUCAUGUCUAGUAGAAGGGGACAGAUUAAUCCAAGAGUCUAUGCAGAGCGUCAUUCAGUCGCUAUCUGCGGGGUUAUUUGGUAGCUGUUUAUUGCCAGAAGACAAAAUACUGGUUCUGCAGUUGCUGAGGCAGUUGAUGUUCCUUCAGAUAAUUCCAUCUGACAAUCCUAGAAGAUUACUCAGACAUGGCACCUGUGCAUUUUCACGAUUCUACUCAGUUUUCCACGAAAGCUUAUUUUCAGCAAAACUAUUCCUCACGGCAGCUUUGCACAGUCCAAUUAUGCAGUUAUUAAUGGAAGAUGAAAUGUUCUUGGACAUUGAUCCAGAAAAAGCCCCAAUCCGAUUUCCACCCGCUGAGCGUCUGAAAAAAUUUGGGAAAGAGGGAACUCUUGAGUAUCAAUCUAAAUUGCAACGCUACAGACUUUGGACAAUCAAUUCUCUCGAACGCAUUACCAACAGAUUUAUAAUAAGCAUUAGAGAAAACAUGCAUUGCUUUCCUACCAGCGUUUGCUGGCUGGUAAGACAAAUGGCAGGGCUUCUAGCUAAAAGUGGAAACGUUGACCCUAAGGAAGUACACGCAAUGUGCACUGACCUUGUAUUCACUUACUUUAUUUGUCCAGCAAUUGUAAAUCCGGAACCAUACGGAAUCACGGAUGCACCAAUAAGUUACGUUGCUCGAUUCAACCUGAUGCAGGUUGGUCAGAUAUUACAAAUGAUGUCCCUCGUCAAAUAUCAAAAUGUCGACAGUAAGGUGAUAGAUUUAUAUCGGAAAUUUGAAAAAGAUUCUGUAUCAUCGUUGCUCGAUGGUAUGCUGGAAGGUGCGACGGAUGAGCUAGAAGAUGAACCAGCCAUGGUUGAUGGCUCGAAACUGCAAGGACUUGCCAGAUCUGCUGCUUUAUUCACAGAAAGUGAACUCAACGCUUUAAUUACAUUCUUACAAACCGUAGCCGGAGACCAUGGGGACAAUGAUGUUAUUCUUGCAAGUAGUAUUGAUAAAAAACAGUUGAACGAAUUAAUAUCGCAGCUACCGUGUGGCGCGCCAAGUGCUCAAAAAAAUGCAAACCAUAUUUCACCUGAAACACCCAGCAAACGGGGCGGACUUCUUGGAAAAGUUGGGAAAGGACGUGCAACGCGUGCAACUACAUCACUAAAUACAACAACAGAUGGCGGUGAAGACGCUAAUAGUGCCUCUGGCACGGAAGAUGAGCUGCUAGACAAGACUCCACAAAAUGUUCUGGUCAUACCUUUUGUCUCGAAUUUAGGAGAAACUGUUGGUUUACUCAGUGAGCAAAAGGUUCUUUGUAUGGAAAUGCAAGAUAACAUUGAAGGUGGGACUGUGAGAUUAAACCUCUCAGGAGAUUUACAGAAUGGACAUAAUCGCAAUGAUAAUGGUAACGUGGAACGGAUUGAAACACAGGAGAAACGAACUAGAUUUUCGAUAUCUCAUGACGAAGUGUUGUUUGAAGGAUCAAUUGGCAAUACAUCUGAUAAUCUGGAAGCGGUAUCUGAGGCUGCCUCUAACCAUAGUGUUGCUUCAUCACUUGAACUGGAAACUGAAGAUCAAAAUGACAACCUUUCUGACAUGGUUUCGGCUAAUGUCUCUGGACGUGGUACACCAAACAUUUCUGGUCGUGAUACACCUUCGUCACAAAUCACAGAAGGUGAUGACGGACGAGCUGUUGGGGAAGUGAGGCAGCUAGAUCUACCUCCUCCAGCUAUACCAACAAAACAGAGCCGUUCAGAAAUUGACGAUAAGUUUUGCAAGUUUGAGAUCAAGAAGCUCAUCGAAGGAUACUUUUUAGGGGAUGAAACUAUCUCUUUGGUGUCCGAUACAUGGUCCACUGAUGUACUCGCAUCUGACAGCGAAACAGUUGAACAAGUUGAACGAUUUCCAUUUCCUCCACCUCCUGAAUCUGUGCAACCCGUUCUACCUGUAGAACCCAGCCAGACUAUGCUUGAUGUCAGUGAAACUGCAUCUGAAGCUUGGAGUACCGAUGUUCUGGCUAGUGACUCAGAAAGAAUGACUGAAGUUGACACAGAUGAUACAGCAAGUGUUGCGAGAUCCGACGACACAGCAAGAUCAGAGAUUGAAGUGGAGAGUCGCGGUGAUGCUGAGAUCGAGGUAGAAACCCCACCACCGUUAAAUCCACACAUUGUAGGUGGUGUUGGUAGUCCAGGUGCUCUGUUUAGACCAAUUCGUGGAGAGCCAAUUGCUCAGCCCAGUCUUCCCGUACCUCCAUCUCCAACCGCUUCUCUUACACCUUCCUUGUGGAAUGUCACUGGACGAGGAGGAGCUAAAUCUGAUUAUCGUCGACGGACGCUAGAGUAUAUAGAUAAUAAUGCAAACAAUAUCAAUGACGGAGAUGACAAGUCAGGUGGAGAUGAUAGACUCGUGCAUUUAAUGGAUAAAUUGCAUAUCGAUAAUGGAAAAACUAAUAGCGAAUGUUCAGCUUCAAGUAGUAAUCACAUAAGUGCAGCUGCCGUAGCACCAGCAUUAUUAUUGGCCAAUCAUAUAUCAGCACCAGCCCUCCCAAAUGAGAAGCUCACAAAUGGAGAUGUCAAAGCUGAAGAAUUAGAUAUCGAAAUGACUACUGGUGGAGACGUUGUAGUCAGACUGAGUACUGCGAGUUUGACGUCAAGCAGCAGUUCUGGUUCUGAGUCAAGAACAAAGAACACUACCGCAACAUCAGAUUCGCCCUUACCGGCGCCAAUGGUUAAUGGUGGGACCGAUACAAUCGACGGUAUCAAUUCAACUACUUCAAAACCUAGCCUAUCUACAGGUGCUAUACCAAAAAGUAUCAGUUUUGACAUGACUGCUGAACGGGGGGACAAAGAAUUACUGGAUGAAGAGCAAAAAAAUAAGAGGGGCUUUUUCGGGAAAUUGAAAUUAUCCCUAAGAAAUCGUAGAGGAAAAUCAUUGAGGGGUGCUGAUGACCUCAGUAGAUGCUAUGAUCGAGAAGCUGCUGGUGAUGGGGUUGACAUCGGUAGAAUCAGAAUACGCAGGAUAAUGUCAGAGGAAACUAAUUCGAGCAGCAGUAUCAACAAUGAUACAUCUGAUGAUAUUUUAGCAAAGUACAGACGAAAACCAAGUGCAACUAGUGAUACAGCAUCUAUAGAGAGUAGUCAUUCAAGAACGAAAGAAGCAGAAGACGAAAGAUUAGCCAUAGAUCUCAACAAUGUAGAAUUAUCUUUUGCAUUUGCGGAUGCUAAACGCAAGUUACGCAUGGUAUUGAGCACAGCAGAUUUGCAACAUAUUCCUUGGAGUACUGCAUCUGCUAGAAAUGCUUGGAUGCAGAAAGAAAAUGAAUUGGUUGCUUUUCUCCAACUACAGCUUGCUGAAGCAAUCAAUUUGCAAGAUAGAGCAUUAAUUGCACAUCUCCAUGAAACUUUGCGCUGUGUUAGGCUUUUUAAUGAUGACGGUUGUAGAAAACUCUUCAAGUCUCUGAGGGACGAUUAUCAAAAACGGUCUCCAUAUAUUGCAUAUUUGAUCAGAUGUCGUCAGGGAUUGUUGUCUACACUGGCCCAUCUGGACAGAUUGGGUGAGCGAGUGAAGUGCGACCGUGAUGCAGUAAGUAGCCAUUUGGUAUCUGUAUGCGUCAGAGUAUUUUUAGAGAAGAGGGAAACAUCUCUAUUACGUUUUUGCGAUGAAUUCAAAAAACUCACUUUGGCUGAUGAGAAACAAGAUAUGGUGGACAAUUUCUUGGGAUCUAUUCAUAUGGAAAUGGACAGAGAUCCUAUCUGGCAAGUUGCUAGUGAAGGUCAACUAGAACUAGCCAGAAUGGUAUUGGAACGAACUGUAAUGGCUCGAGUUUACCAUAAUGCUCUGUAUCCCAAUGGGGAAGGUGAUAUACAUCGAGACCAAUUACUUCAAGAUCACAUAAAAAAAUUAGCCAAAGUUGUAACACCAAAUCACAAAGAUCUACGUAUUCCACGAAUCUAUCAUUACGAAUGUCCAUGGCCAUGGGCACAAGCAGAGUUGGCUGCUAUCUCAGCAUAUAAAACUCCGAGGGAUAAAUUGCAAUGUGUGUUUAGAUGUGCGACAACUAUUAUGAAUUUACUGUCUAUGGCAUCCGAGAGAGGCAUUCCAGCAGCAGAUGAUCUAAUUCCUGUACUUGUAUUCGUCAUCAUCAAGACAAAUCCACCAUCGUUACUGUCAACGAUUCAGUAUGUGGAUAGUUUUUAUGCAAACAGAUUUGAGGGUGAAGAGCAAUAUUGGUGGACCCAGUUCUGUUCUGCGAUUGAAUUUAUCAAGACCAUGGAUUAAUUCGUAAGAUCCCAGGAGUAAUAGUAUUCAGUUUGCCUAAACAGUAAUAGCUGAUAGUGAUACAGGAACACAAUAAUCGAUGUUCGAUGUCCCUAAAAUAAAUAUGUAAAUGGAAUACCAUUCGUUGCACGUUUAUGCACUAUGCAGCUACAAUGAUUGUUGACCACACGUAUACGACUUGUUAUCUUUGUUAAAAAUUUAACAAAACUCAGAUAUUCAAUAAUUCGCUAUGAAAAAAAUUAUAAACGGUUAAGUUGAAAUAUCUUGCGACAGUUCUGUUCGAAACUUCGCAUUGUCUUAAAUAUUUACACUUAGUAUCCAAUUCUCUUUGGGUUAUAAUCCUCCAUUUAAUUCAAUUCAAUCUUACAAUCAGUUUCGAAUUUUCGUAGAAAAAUGAUAAAUGUACGUAGGAAAAGUUAUAUCUAUCGUAUCCCUAAUCAAUCAUCACGAAUAUGUCCUAAUGGUAGUUCUUGGAACAGAGGCUUGUUGAACUUCAACAAUCUUUACAAAAAUUAAACUAGUGCUAAAGUAUGCUUGUUUUUUGGAGUUAUUAUUAUGAUCUGUCUGAACAAAUAAUUGAAAAGUAGAAUUUAAAAUCACUAAAAUUUCCUUCUUAUCUUCAUAAGUCUGUAGUUUCUAUUCUGAUGUGAUAAAAUAACAGAAUUACUGAAUUUUAAGAUAAUUUGGAAGUAAGGUUGGAAAACAAGGUUCGUCGAUACAAAAAUAUAAGAUACAGCAUGGUUUUUGUCUUGAAAUAUAAGUGCGGAAAUACUCUUAGUACGUACGGUGCAUGCAAGAUAACAAGCUCUCAAAAUAUUUUGCAAUAUAUAUUUUUUUAGUAGAGGGAUAAUAUAGUGUUAAUAUAUUCUCUUCAAUAAUUAUAUUGCACAAUAAAAAAGUAAAUAAAUAACAAAAUGUACUGCACCUUAAUUAUUUGCACAAAAUGUCGCCUGACACGAUGGUAUAGAACAGUAUGAGGUAUGAGGAGUAUGAGUUUUAGACGCAUUUCGGCUGUGUUUUCCUGAUUAGAAUUAUGGUAUCUUAUUUUCAGCUAAAAACCUAUUAGUAUUUAUUGCAUAAAAAAAUUGUUGUACAUUUUCUGGCACAGUUCGUAUGAUAGUUGUUCUGGAUUCAAUCAGUAUUUCUCAUAACUUCAAUGUAGUGCCAUUGAUUAGUAUUCCUUGUGGGACUAUUAUUGAAGAUUUUUUGAUAAGUUGAGUCAACACUUGUACUCUGUAUGUAAGUUAUGUAGAAGACUAUUUCAAUAUUGGUCGAUUAAAUAGGAACCAUGUUCAAACCUAUGCCCUAGUUUUGUCAUAAUAGAAUAAAACAUAAUUGUUCGAAUGUAGGUAAAGGUUUACACAGCAACUAAUAUUUUCAAAAUUUUAUUAUAGAUUUAUCAAAGCAACGAAUUGGAGGUAUUUUUUAACGUUGGCAAAAAUUUAGUUGCAAUACAUAUGUGUACAUGCAAAUUCAAUAAUUAACACAGAGAGUAGCUAUAGUCACAACCGGUGAAUCAACUUACAUAUUAUUACAUUCCGUGACAUUAUCAUUGCUGGUCAAAUGAAUUUAUGGAUAUCUGGAAGUAUUCAACACACAAAUUGUUUUUCAUCUCUUCAGUGUUUUUAAUUCUGUGUAGAGUACAUAGUUUAAUCCACUUUUGUCAUUAACCGCGGAGAUCUCCAGCAUAAUUCAUACCAAAUUUGUCAUUCGGUAUAGAGUGUUUGGGCAUAUUUGGCUGGACAUAGUCGUAAAAAUAUACUAAAUAUAACUGAUACUUACACUCCAUACAGUCCCCGUAAAUGAUAUUGCGAGUAUCGCUACUACCAUAUUUCGUGACUCAAAGAUUGGGGAUUGUAGGUAAUAUUGUGAUCUGAUACAUAGUUUCUUUUGAUAGGAUAGAUGAAUGAUAAUUCGAAUACCUCUAAUGACAAGAGAUAGAAUGUAAGGAAUAAAGAUUCCAUUCAUUUCGCUUGUCCAGUAGUAAAAAAUUCUUUUUACCUGACUGGUUAAAAUUCAAUUUCCAGUACUCCAUUCUUAUCUCUGUAGUAUGAUGAAGGACACUUUUAUUUGGAGGAAUGUAAGAAUAUUACCUCUCUAUGUUAUACAUUUUAUAUAACAUAUGUAAUUUAAAUGUACCUUUGACUCGAAUAUCUCUACACAUAAAUAUCAAAUACAAUUUAUAGGCUGCUCUGUAAACUUCGAAUUUAAAGCUGAAGAAUAUUAUAGUUCAAAAUUAAAUUUUUAAGAAAUAUAUUUACUGCGGCAACUAUUUUAAAGGUGUAAUUUUCAUUUGAAGUUAGUAAAUAUCAUCCGUCUCAGUAUCUGAUUGACAUAUAAUUUUAUUAAAAUAUUCGAAAUCGUUUGUGAACUGGUUAAUUUCUGUCGUAGUCAUCAAUAAUUUUUUUAUUGAAAUCAACAUUCUUUCAGAUAAUGUAAUAUUUGACUCAACUCUGUAAUCUUUCCAUCAAGUUCUCUAAUUUAGUGCAUAAGACACGUAUUUCACAAACUUGAAUAUUUGCAACAAGUAUAUGUAGGAAACCGGAACCGAUAUUUGUCACACUAUUAUUCAAAAUUACCUGUCUUUUCACAAUGACUCGAUUUACGUUCUGUGAACAAUUUACUUUUGAGACAAGGGUACACUUAAAGUACGUGCUAUUUCUAAUUAUCUGCAAUCAUCUCAUAGUUUAAUUAUACUCAUUUUUUCAAUUUUUUCUUUAAUAUGUGAAAUUUAAAAAGUCAUCAAUAGAAUCUAAUUAAAACAAAACACUAAGAUAACGUCCCAUUUGCAGAUUUUGCAACAAUUCUGAUGGAUUCAGAUAAACGAAAAAAUUCAUAAUAUGUGUGCCUCUGUGCUUUACAAGUUUUGGUCUGCAUAACGAUAUCUCAUUAUUAAAUUACUUAUUAAAUGUAAUUACAAGCGUAAUUUGUGAAUUGUAUUUCAGUUUUUUCACAAGAAAAUUAUUUGAUAAUGGAAAACUCAUGAUCAUGCAAGAGCCCAGUAGUAAAAUGUGUGUUUUAAUCAACUUUCAAAUUUGUGAUGUUAUACUGAAAAAUUUAUCGAUGAAAACUCAAAUAGUAAUAAAUUGCGAUGUUCAAAGUUAUUAAAAGGUGCAAUGAAAAAUAACCAUAAAACACUACAAUUGGCAAUGUAAAGAUAGGUAUAUAUUUUUGAGUAUGCAUCAUAUUUUUGCUAUAGUACAACUCUUGGCAAAUGUACCAAGUGGAAGGUAUUAGAGUAAGAUUUUUAUUGCUGUGGUGGAAAUCGUAAUCUGCAAUGGUCCAUACAAUUUCACUGACGAUAUGACAAAAUUUUGUGAAUUGGGGCUUUUUAAAGAUGUGAACAAAAAUCAGUGCUUCUCAAAGUGCUGGAAUAAAAUAUCAGCAGAAAAAUGUUAUCUUUAAGGAAUUCAAUAUUCUUUGUGGCAAGCCAGGGAUUGUAAAACAAAGAUAUGGAGUUUCAGCAUUUCAGAGAAACUUAAAAUUCGUCCCAAGAUUUCUCGAGUUGAUUUUGAAUUCAAUUUUCAUAUACAAAUCCUGUAAAUUGGAAUUUUUGAAAGAGAUUUCUUUGAAAUUCUGAAACUCGUCGUUUUUCAGAAAAGGAUGCCUAUCAAAAAUUUUUACCAGGGUAGCUAUAACUCCGUAUUAUAUGAAGGUGUUCCCUGCAGAAGUUAUUGCUACUAGCAUAUAAUUGUUCACUGUAUUUAUUCGAUUUAAGACUUACGUAUAUGGACAUGGACUUAAUGAAAUGAAAUCGACAUCUAAUGAGGUAUAGACACCAAACUGGCCUGCUACGCCUUAUAAUUCAUUUAUUUAAGAAACAAUAAAAUUUUCAACUAAUGUUACAGUCACAGCUAUCGAUAGAGAGAGAGGCACGGUUUUCAUGACAUUACAAAGAUUAACGUGUGUUCAAUAUUUCUCUACACUUUCUGAGAAAAGAAAUUUUCUAUAAAUAUAAGAAAUGGUCGCUUCUUCGGUAACUGCAAAGUGUUACGAAAGAAAUUGUCCAGCCGUAGACAUUAGAGGCAAUUAUUUUACUGACUUAUCGCAAGCUGAAUGAACCAAGUGAGAUUAACCACACAUAAAAUAUUCUAACAUCUAAUUUUUAUCAUAGUGCUGUAGUAAGAUAAUGUGAAAAUGGUGAAAAAUGUAUUUAUUAUUCUUCUGAUCUGAAGUGUACCUACAUAGGUGUAAAAAAUUAUUAUUAUUAUAGAAAAUCUGUAAAGUGUUUGUCAUUUUCAGCAUUUCGAGUUAUUAAAUUAUUCGGUAUUUGUUUUAUGGAAUUAAUAGAUCUUGCACAUUGUUCGAAAAUGGUAAAACUUAUUUGACUGAACCAUUAUUAUAUGUAUAUUUAGAAGUUAUUACUUUAUUUCACACUUGACACAAUGGAAAAUUUUUGUAUACUUCAGAUCAACAAAAUUGUUUUCUCUCACCUUUAUAUGGAAUAUCCAAACCUUUUUUUUCGAUUGGUAAAAUUUUUAAUUUAAUGAAAUAAAAGCACACCAUUGUACUUUAGCUUUUGGUUGGGGUAAUACCAUGUCAUAUUGUCAAGUAUCUUAUGUAUAACUUUGGUGUUGAUAUCUCAGUAUAUGGUAAUUUAUUGAAUUUAAGACGAGUGUUGUAUUGGAUCUUUAAUAAUAGGUAUAGUGAUUUUUCAAGCUAAGUAUAAUACUCUUCUGCUGAUGUUGACUUAUACGUUUUUCGCAACUAUACUAUUCGUUAAUUUUAAAUUUAUGACUUUCGAACUUAUCUACAACUACGUGGCCAUUGCUAUAAACAUUCUAAUUUUUCCUCAAUGGUUAGUAUACUUCUUCACCUUUAAAAUAAGUUUGGCCAGUACACAUUGGCUUCAAGAAUGUGAUGAACUUGAAAUCUUAGUUUGUAACAGAAUAUUGUAUUACUAUAUGAAAUAUUUAUGAAAUCAUAUAAGUUUUCUAAAGUUUUAAAAUCAUUCGCUUGAGCUCAGAAGGAUGGUAUUAGAAAUCCUUAGAAAAUUCAUUUCACACGCAGGGGUUUUGUGAUGUUUUUUCUUCAUUAUUUUAAUCGCGCUUGGCUCGCUUUGUUUCGAAAAUACAUAAUAGGAAGUUUUAUCAUCAAGAACAAAUAAUAACUUUACCGAGCUUCAAAAAUGUAAUAAGAGUAAAUAUUUAAUCCUAUUGAAAGUUUGUGUAAAAAAAUAUUAACGAAAGCAUAAUAAGACCUGUAAUUAUAUAGGAGUUAUAAGAUUACGCAAUAUUCUAUAUAUCUAGACUUCUAGGUAUUUGACGUAGGAAUGUUCCGUAAAGUUUUCGUUCAUACAACGCUACUGUUAUUUAGUAUUUAUUUGUGUCUCUGUACAUAGGCAGUGGAUUGAAAUUCAUCUAUCUGUUACAUUGAGAACUAAUAAUCAUGUAUAAUUUGCGUAUAA